This is a messenger RNA of Cladocopium goreaui, 702 nucleotides long. The record is from the annotation of a GenBank genome assembly. NCBI's taxonomy places the organism in Eukaryota, Dinophyceae, Suessiales, Symbiodiniaceae.
AUGGCUGCCAUUGCACUCGCCAUGCUCUUGCCAUCACUGGCCCUGGCCGAGAAGUGGGCUGUCAUCGCGGCCGGCUCACAAGGCUUUAUGAAUUACAGGCAUCAGGCAGAUGCAUGCCAUGCGUACCAGAUCAUGCUCAAAAGCGGAGUGAAGGCUGAGAAUAUCAUCCUCAUGAUGCAGGAUGAUGUUGCAAAAUCUUCGGAAAAUCCCUUCCCCGGCCAGCUCUUCAACAAGCCGGGCAACGACUCCCCAGAUGUCUACAAGGGGUGCAAGGUUGACUACUCGGGCGAUAUCGUCACGGCCCAGCUUUUCCUGGAUGUGCUCACCAGCAACACUACCGGCGCUAAGGGCAAGGUCCUGAAGAGCACAGAGGAAGACACCGUCUUUGUGAAUUUUGUGGACCAUGGAGGUCCUGGCAUUGUGGCUUUCCCCAAUGGCCCCUUCUUGCACGUCAAGGAUUUGUCCAAGACUUUGAAGACCAUGCAGAGCAAGAAGAUGUUCAAGCAGCUGGUCUUUUACAUGGAGGCAUGCGAAAGCGGCUCCAUGUUCCCAGAUCUGCAGGCGGAUGGAAAGAUUCUGGCGGUGACCGCGUCCAACGGCCAGGAAUCAUCUUGGGGCACCUAUUGUGGUGAUGCAGCCAUGGUGAAGGGCAAGAACAUUGGCUCUUGCCUGGGAGAUCUCUUCUCUGUCAACUGGAUGGAG